This is a messenger RNA of Diaporthe batatas, 3161 nucleotides long. RefSeq lists its product as uncharacterized. Lineage: Eukaryota; Fungi; Ascomycota; Sordariomycetes; Diaporthales; Diaporthaceae. Bases 407 to 2722 code for a protein of 771 amino acids. The record is from RefSeq and is a predicted model, not a curated record. Gene Ontology annotation, biological process: DNA recombination; DNA double-strand break processing; mismatch repair. Gene Ontology annotation, cellular component: nucleus. The transcript has 3 exons. Gene Ontology annotation, molecular function: 5'-flap endonuclease activity; DNA binding; 5'-3' DNA exonuclease activity.
GUCCGCUGUGCGAUGUGGAUCGCCCAAGCAGUGGUCAAGGCUUCAAGCAGUCGUCUCUCUCCCCUCGUGAUUCUUCGGCCCUGUGCAUGUCGCAUCUGCUGGGCCACGAGAGUUGCCCUCUUCCAGCUUCUCCAGACCACUGACCGGCUCGUCGUGCUCAAUUGCACUGCACCCUCGCCCAUCUGUCACCGUGUGGUCUGAUCUGUGCCGCGCCUGCCGCAAAAGUAAACAUCAACACAUCAACACAUAGACACAACAAGCCCGCUCGAGCCAGACCUCCCUCCGCCGAGAUCAGAGACCGUCCAUGUAGAGCACAUUCAACCCAUGGCCUUCUAACGAGCCGGCUACGACAAUCCUGCCACCCACUCGCGCGCAUUCCUACCCCCAAAGUGUCUCCUCGCAGAAAAUGGGCAUCCAAGGGCUUCUCCCAUUGCUUAAAUCCAUCCAGAAGCCGACGGAGCUCAAGAACUUUUCCGGCGAGGUCCUUGGCGUUGAUGCUUAUGGCUGGCUCCACCGCGGUGCUGUAAGCUGUGCCAUAGAGUUAGCCCAGGAAAAACCCACCCGAAGGUAUGUCGACUUUGCCAUGCACCGCGUCAGGAUGGCCAAACAUUUCGGUGUCACCCCAUACCUGGUUUUUGAUGGCGACUUCCUUCCCAGCAAGGCCCACACCGAGGCAGCGCGGGAGAAACGUCGCGAGCAGAGUCGAAAGGCUGGUCUCGAGCUGCUCAAGGCCGGCAAGCCAUCCCAGGCCCAGCUCGAGUUCCAAAAGGCCAUCGACAUCACCCCGGAGAUGGCCCGGCACCUCAUCGACGAGCUGAAGAAAGCCCAUGUACCGUAUGUGGUCGCCCCGUACGAGGCCGACUCCCAAUUGGUCUACCUGGAGCGGCACGGAUUCAUCAACGGCAUCAUUUCGGAAGAUUCUGAUCUCCUGGUCUUCGGCGCCAAGCGAUUGCUCACCAAGAUGGACCAGCACGGCCAUUGCAUUGAGAUUAAUCGGAAGGACUUUUGCGCCGUGCGUGAGAUAUCGCUCACUGGCUGGACCGAUGACCAGUUCCGCCAGAUGACCAUAUUCAGUGGUUGUGACUAUCUCGAAGGCAUCAACAACAUGGGCUUAAAGACAGCCUAUCGGAUGAUGCGCAAGUACAAGACGCCGGAGCGCAUGAUCCGGAUGCUGCAGUUUGACGGCAAGUUUCGCGUCUCAGAGAAUUAUCUUGCCCAGUACAAGCAAGCGGAAUUGACGUUCCUGUAUCAACGCGUCUUCUGUCCCAAGAAAAAGGACAUUGUUCUCCUGACCGAGCCACCUGCUUCAUCGCCGUUGGAUAUCGAGGAGAUGCCGUACAUCGGCGCCAGAGUCGGUCGGGAGCUUGCCAGGGCGAUAGCAGUGGGAGACGUGAACCCGAUUUCCAAGCUGCCUAUUGUCGUCGCUCCACUGCCGGGCGGUAGCAGGACGCAUAACACGACACGGCCACCGCCCGUGACAGCUGCGCCGGCCCAGCAGAAUAAAACGUCUUUGGGAAAGCCCAUUGACGCGUACUUCAACGAUAAUAGACGUAUCGCCAUGGGAGAGAUGGAUCGCAACUGCUUCUCUCUGGAUGCCCGAAGAGUGGCUGCUCUCACGCAGAACGGGCUGACGCCCAGGGUCUUUCCCCUGCCCAGGCCGUACAUUGAUGGGAGCACGCGCACCCCGGCGGCUCAGCCAUAUACUUCGAUCCAGCGCCGCCGAACGGAACCGAUCUCCCAAACACUUUCAGAUCUCAUCCCAUCCCUGGGUCAAUCCUCGAAUCGUCGAAGGACAGCUGGCCCGACCAGACGAAUAUCCGUCACUGAAGACAGACCACUCAAAAAAGCUCGACUCUGUGCGGACGAAAAAGCAAGCGAGGUGGCAGAUCAGUCGCCUCAGAAAAGCAAGUUCUUUCCUCCUGUGCAGUCCGCCAAGCAACAUCAGACCUCUGAUGAUGCUCCUCUCCUGUCGGAUGACUCAAUCGAGGAGGCUCUUAUGAGCUUGCCUGAAAUUGACGGGCAAUGGGGCAAAACAAGGGGCCCGAGAGGAAGUGAGGAACUGCAGAUCUUCCAGGACGCAACCUGCUCAGAACCAUCAGUCGUCCCAGAGGCUCGCGAGGUCAAAGGUGACGACGAUAUCAGAGGUCGCACAGUCAAAUGCCACAAGGUUUCCGAACCUGAUGGAGACAAGGAGCGGUCUGCAGGAAACGCCAGGGAGAAUGGAGCGGGCACCGCGGAGUCUUUGCGCGGCCUGAUCAAAGAAUUCUCGUGUACACCAGAUCUGCCGAAGACAGCAAACAAUACGCGCAUGGCUUUUGGACUUGCCACGCCGGCAUCCAGCGCCCAGGGCUCAGAGUCGAAGCAACCAGUUCGUUCGACAGCGUGUACUCCGAUUCAAACACCUUUACAACGUAUGGGUGUCCAGGCCCUGCAGCGGGGCAAGGGCGACCGUUCGCCUUUCCCAAAAUUGAAGCCAUCCGCUGCAGCUCUGAGAAGGCGGCACAGUCUGAAGGAUACUUUAGAUUUGUUGCCAACCAACCCCGCUUUUGUGCCGUUGCCCAAGGUCGAUCUAGCAGAGGUCGAGGCUCUGAACAAGCCUGGCGGCAGCGAGGAUCAAAUCAUCCCAGAUGGUGACGAGGAGAAUGAUCCACCGCUUGGAUUUGUCGAGGAAUCCCACUACGCAAGCAACCGACUGGACCUAUCGAGAUUUGGGUAUGGCUGAAAUGAAUCCGCUUGGCAAGCAAGGAGGCUGAUGUGUACGGGUAUGCGGCUAUAUACGGCAGGGCCCAGGUGUCAUUCUCGGGAGAAAAGUGUGGCACAGACGCUCGUGGGUUGACGGGUACUAAAGCAUAGCGUUAGGAGUUUUGCGGGUAUUGCUUGGUUGAACAAGUACAUGGCAAUAUUGUAUCAUGCUUAUGAAUUGACAUUGGAGUCCUGGAAUUCGUGGACGGGCAGAUACAUGAUGAGGGCCGGAAAGAACAGAAAUGCUCUUGAUCUUAACGUUCCACCCCCAGGGGAAAGAGUUGAAUUAUGUUGUUCAUGUGUCUUCAAGAGCGUGCGCUGUCAUCGUUUUGUGCUAUACUGCUGUUUCCGAAAUACACUGCAAAGCUGCCGCUGGAAUAUUCAGUACGCUACGGCAUGUAAAUUCUCGUGCACUUGGG